CGUAACACCGUCACCGCGUGGCCCCGCCCCUUUUCCUAUGGAGGAUUUAUUUAUUUUCUCCUCCGUCUCCUCCGCUCACCCGCCAACCAUUACCGCCGACACGACUCGUCGAACCGCGGCGGGACAGCGCCACAGCGGAGGAGGCGCGAAAGGAUGAGCGGCGGGACGCAGAGCCGACCGGAGCCGCCGCCGCCGAGCACCGGAGGAGGCGACAUGACUGCAGAAUAAACAGCGGUUCCGAGGAUGUCUCGAGCGGCCGGACCUGCGCCGCCCGCCGGGGCCGGGACUGGGACCGGGACCGGGUCAGAGCUGCCGGACCUGAGCCACCUGACCGAGGAGGAGCGGCGCAUCAUCCUGUCGGUCAUGGAGCGACAGAAGAAGGAGGAGGAGAAGGAGCAGAGCAUGCUGAAGGAUCAGGAGGAAGGGAAACCUCCCUCGGCGUUGUGGAAUCCACUCUCAGGGUUCAGUCAGUUGGUCAAUAACGUUGCUGCCAAUGUGUCCGAGGUUCUGCAGGUUAAAAGUCCAACUGACAGCGAGUCGCAGACAAAGUUACAUCAGCAGUUCGAGAUGUACAAAGACCAGGUGAAAAAGUUGGGGGAGGAGCCUCCGGUGGCUCACACGGCGAGGGCGGAGUCUCCCACCUGCGGCAUCUGUCACAAGACCAAGUUUGCAGACGGCUGCGGCAGGGCCUGCUGUUACUGUCAGAGCCGCUUCUGCGCCCGCUGUGGGGGGCGUGUCUCCCUGAGAGCCAACAAGGUGAUGUGGGUGUGCAACGUUUGCAGAAAGCAGCAGGAGAUCCUCACUCGGUCAGGGGAGUUCUACUCCAACACCUCACUGCUGUCUGUCGAUCAUGGCUCCCACGGGGCUCCCCACCCACAAACCCAGGGGCCUCCAGGGCCCAAGGCAUCCCUCAGUAAUGGAGCCAUGGAGCAGAGGCGGAGCCCCACUGGUCUGUAUUUUGAUGCUAUGGCGGACAGGAUGCCUCGCUCUCCCUCUGACCAUGGCCUGGACCGCCGUGCUCGCUUACCGCAUAGCUACCAUGGCAACGGGGAGGAAGAGCUGCGAGCGAGCCGACGACCCAUCAGAGAUGGACGAGGCCGCUGGCACUCACAGGACCACCCCCUGGACCAGGUUCUGGUCGACCGCGAGCUGCGGCGGCGGCAGGAGGAGGAGUUCCAGGCUCGCUACCGCAGCGAUCCAAACUUAGCUCGAUACCCAGUGAAGCCGCAGCCGAGCGAGGAGACCAUGAGGAUGCUGGCUCAGGUCGGUCGGGUGCGCCACCAGCGCCGCCACAGUGACGUGUCCUUAGCCACAGCUGAGCCUGAACACCUGGCUCUGAGGCACAUAGCCUCCCGUCAGAAUCGGCCUCAGGGGCUGCUUGGCUCUGGAGGUCAGAGGUCAUUAUCUGUGGACCGGACGGUCAACCACAUGAGCCCUACGUCCCCCCGCCGCAGCCCCCUGCCGCAGCAACACCUGGAUCCCAGCUCCGCCCUCAAGAGGAAGCCGGCCGGAGACAACAUGGCACAGAGAGGGUGCAUGAUGGGAAAGAUGCAUGUGAUCGGCAGCUUCAGCAGCUCGGAGGAGGAGCUCGUGACGCCCGACUACACCAGCUGCGAUGAACACGACAGAGACAUGGAGAGCCAAUGGUGGGACCACAGCUCCUGGCAUGGCGAGCCUCCCCCCAUGUCUUUGCAGCCGGUGACGUGGCAACCAUCCAAAGAUGGCGAGCGCCUGAUUGGUCGAAUCGUUCUAAACAAACGGAUGAAGGACGGGACGGUUCCUGCCGAUACGGGAGCGCUGCUGGGGCUGAAGGUUGUCGGGGGAAAGAUGACGGAGUCUGGCCGCCUCUGUGCGUUCAUCACGAAGGUGAAGAGAGGAAGUUUGGCCGACACCGUGGGACACCUGAGACCAGGGGAUCAGGUUCUGGAGUGGAACGGCAGGGUUCUUCAGGGGGCCACAUUUAAUGAGGUCUACAACAUCAUCAUGGAAUCCAAACCAGAACCGCAGGUGGAGCUGGUGGUGUGUCGACCCAUUGGAAACACGUCCAGACCAGCAGACGGCUCACAUGUUCACAUGGACUCCAGUUCGAGCUCCUUUGAGUCUCAAAAAGUUGGUCCAUCCAUCUCCGUCACGUCUCCCAUGAGCCCCAGCGUUCUGUCCGGACAGGUCUCUGCUGUGAACAAGUGUCCUCUGGUUCCCAGAAUUCAGAUAAAGCUGUGGUACGACAAAGUCGGUCAUCAGCUCAUCGUCACCAUUCUUGGAGCCAAAGAACUUCCCGUUCGGGACGAUGGACGACCCCGAAACCCCUAUGUGAAGAUCUACUUCCUUCCUGACAGAAGCGAUAAAAGCAAACGGAGGACAAAGACGGUGAAGAAGUCACUGGAACCUCGCUGGAACCAGACGUUCAUGUACUCCCCGGUGCACCGUCGAGAGUUCAGAGAGCGGAUGCUGGAGCUGACCGUGUGGGACCAGGCCCGGGUCAGAGAGGAGGAGAGCCAGUUCCUGGGAGAAGUCAUGAUCGAGCUGGAAUCGGCCCUGCUGGACGACCAGCCUCACUGGUACAAACUGCAGCUUCACGACGUUUCCUCUCUUCCGCUGCCCAACGCCUCGCCGUACCCGCAGAGGAGAGGCCUGCAGGCCGAGCCGUCGCAGAGCAGCAGGAGGCUCCAGAGCAAAUAUUAUCACUCAGGGUCCCAGAGAAUCAGUGACAGCGAGUUCUCCGACUACGACUGCGAAGACGGCAUCGGGGUAAUAUCAGAUUACAGACAAAAUGGGCGGGACUUCCACAGCUCCACCCUGUCGGUGCCGGAGCAGGUGAUUUCCUCCAAUCACUGCUCCCGAUCCGAUCUGGUCAGGAUGAGGUCACGGUCGCCGAGCCAGCCGCCUCCUCAGAGCGGUAACCCGCUGUUGCCGUUGUACCGUGAGGAUGCUGUACGGCUGCUGCGCGGCUCCAAGCUGAGCAGAACUUACUCUGAUGUUUGUCAGUACAGCAGUCUGGACAGGAGGUCACUAAGGCGAAUGUCUGUCGGCAACUCUCUGGAUUCCUAUGACAGAUACAAUGGUUUGCACAACAAAUGGACAAGCCAUACAGUAAAUGGACACUUUGAUGACUACAGUCAAGACGUCAUCCCAGACUUUCCCUACGAGCCUGAUGCUUUUGAGGAAGAACUGCUGAGGGCAAAUGCUCGAGGUGGAUCCACCCUCACUAGUCCAACAGGAACGCCGGUCUGUGGCCGAAGAGGACGCCAACUUCCUGUUGUCCCACCAAAAGGAGCAGCAGACAGAAAUGGGGAACCUUCUGACUUUGUUCAAACAGUUUCGGCUUCGCUAGCCACAGGAGCGCCUGCCCCUUCAGUAGUUACUCCCACUCAUCAAGCCCCGCCCCCUAUGCACAGACAGGCGUCUCUUCCAGUCAGUCACCAACCUCCUCUGAUACGUAUACAGGGACCUCCUCCUCCUCCAUCUGCCCAGGCCCACCCCCCUCCUGCAUCUGUGCCUGCACCUGCACCAUCAGCUACGCCUGCACCCACUCCUACAUCUGUGCCUCGACCCGUCCCCUCGUUCCCACCUGUUAAUGCACCUGUACAUGCUGCACCUAAGCAUGCACCUGCACCAACAACUGUAAAUGGACCAACAACAGCAGCUCCACGUGCACCUGCACCUCUACGUGCACCUGCACCAACACCUGUAAAUGUACCAACACCAGCACCUCAACCUGUACCUUCGCAUGCACCUACACCAACACCUGUAAAUGUAGCAACACUAGCACCUCAACAUGCACCUGCACCAACACCUGCAAAUGUACCAACCCCUUUACACGCACCUGCACCUUCACCUGCCCCAGUACCUGCAAAUGCACCAAUGCCUACAUCUACACCCGUACAUGCAUCUGUCACUGCUCCAACAUUAGCUCCUGUAGUUGCACACACUCCAUCUCCAGUCCCUGCUCCAGCUCAGACGCCAGUCUCUACCGUUCAGUCUCCACCAACACCCAUACCUGCCCCAACCCCUGUCGCUAUGCCCACAUUUGACCCUUCACCAGCCCCUUCACCGGUCCCACCCCCACAGACUCCAGAUCCAGAAAGACGCUCAGCAACACCUGGAGGUACCAGAAAAGAGGUCAAAUGGGAGGACCAACAGAAGAAAACCGCUAAUGGAGAGGUGUUACCAGUGAGCAGAGAAGGUGUGAUGAAAGACCCCACAAAGUUGAGAGACAGCCUCUCCUUCAAAUCAUCCGACAGCGAUGUCAGCGACGUCUCCGCCAUGUCAAACGCUUCGGACACCAGGUCUGCUCGCAAGUUGAGUCCGAUGGAAUCUGUGGAGGUCCCAUCAGCAGAGGUGGUGGCAGGAGCAGAGGGAGCACAGGAGGUGGGGGGGGAGUCAGAGGGAAAGGCUCCUCUGCAGAAGAGCGAGUCAGUGGAGGAAGGACAGGAGGAGGAGGAGGCUGAGCCUGCAAAGCCUGCCUCAACGCCUGGAGCUCCUCUCGCCAAAUCCUCCAGUGUUGGCGGUGAGAUCUGCUCACUGGGGAGAAACGACGACGAUGACGACGACAAAAAGCGGCGCUCGAGCUUCGGAGCGAGGAUGAUGGGAAUGGUGGGACUGGGAAAAAAGAGCCAGAGCGCCUCUCAGCUCAACCCGGAAGAAGAGGAGAAGAAGAAGAAAGUGAUAAGACUUCCUGUCCAGAGAAGUGUGGAAACUGGGUUGGCCGUGGAGUUUAAAUCUCGAUUCACCCGACAGCCGAGUCGAGAUCCUGACGCCGAAGACCCGAAACCUGGAGCUCUCAUUUUCCCCGGAGUGAAGUUGGCGUCAGACAAACAGUUCACUGGCUUCCUGGAGGGAUUAGGCCCCGCCCAGCUGGCUGGAAGGCAGACUCUAGCUACGCCCCCCAUGGGGGACAUCCAGAUUGGGAUGGUUUACAGGAAGGAGCGUCUGGAUGUUGAGGUGAUUCGUGCCCGCGGGCUUGUGGGUAAACAAGGCAACAAAAACACUCCAGCUCCUUAUGUGAAGGUUUAUCUAAUGGACAACGGGAAGUGUGUGUUGAAGAGGAGGACUCGCCUGGCGAGGAAAACCCUUGAUCCUCUUUAUCAGCAGCAGCUGCAGUUUGAGGAGAAUCCUGAAGGAAAAGUGCUGCAGAUCAUCGUCUGGGGCGACUACGGCCGCAUGGACCACAAAUCCUUCAUGGGCGCGGCUCAGAUCCUACUGGAUGACUUGGACCUGUCCAACAUGGUUAUCGGCUGGUUUAAACUCUUUCCUGCCACCUCAUUGGUGGACCCUGCCUUGGCCCCACUGACCAAUAAGGAGACAGAGGGCGGCAAGUCGUAGCGUCUGGAGAAGGGACGGACUGCGUCGUCUCGGUUGAAAACGCCCAGGAGCAGGCAGGAGGGGACGUUGCUGAGCAGAGCCUCUGGUGGUCCUCCUGUGCUGCUGCAUGCUGCAUGAUGAUGAUGAUGAUGUCAUGUUGAUGACGUAACAGUGCCAUGAUGAGGACGUCACCGGGAGCUGGAAGGGCGGAGGCGGCUCCAUCCUUUGACCCAGUGCAGGCUGGGCCACGCAGCGAAAGAUGCUUGGAAAAAGAAAGGCGGCGCCGAAUGACCUCCAGGUGUCACCCAAUCACAGCAGCUCCUCGGGAGUCACAUGACUGUAAGAGGCAUGUCCAAGACAUAAAAAAAAAACUGUGGGUCCGGUCCAAUAAUCAGAAAUCUCCUGUAGAAAUCAAUUUUUUUUAAAUUUAAUUUAAUUUCUUUAUAUGUUGCUGUAAAACAUCACGACGUGAAGGACAGACAUGCGAUGAAGCUGACGGUUCUGCAGAGGAGGAAGAGUCUCGGCUGCUCACCUUCACCUUAAACUUCUCAUCGACCAGCUGGAGGGAAAUAACUGAACGACACUUUGAAUGUUCUAGUCUAAAGGAAUUGUGGGACAGAAAAUUUCUUUCCUUUCAUAAAGGAUGGUCCAUCGGUUCCUUCAUUAAAAGAGACAAUUAAACAAAAACAAAAAAAGCACUGAAGUUCAUUUCCUUUAGAUGAUUUAGGCUGUUUUACCAGCUUUCCUCGUAGCGCUCAGUUAGAAAGCUCCACUCAUCUCAUUUGACAGUAAAAAAGCCUCUUCGACUGGACCCUCGACCGUCACUUCAUCGUUUCCAUGAAGGUGCAGAAACAUGGAGGCGUGUUUCUUUGUGUUUUUGCAUGGAACAAUGAAAAGAUGAAAAAAAAGAUCAUUUGAGGCAUCUGUAAAAAAAAAAGGGGGGGGGGGGACUAUCCAAAAAGUCAGGAGAACAUUAAAACAUGAAUAUGACAAGCAGAAAAAUAAAAGAUUCUUUAAGGUU
Molecule: messenger RNA, 6322 nt
Organism: Oryzias latipes (Japanese medaka)
Lineage: Eukaryota; Metazoa; Chordata; Actinopteri; Beloniformes; Adrianichthyidae
Gene: rims2b
Product: regulating synaptic membrane exocytosis 2b
Biological process (GO): calcium ion-regulated exocytosis of neurotransmitter; regulation of synaptic vesicle exocytosis; regulation of synaptic plasticity
Cellular component (GO): cytoskeleton of presynaptic active zone; presynaptic membrane
Molecular function (GO): transmembrane transporter binding; small GTPase binding
Source: RefSeq, a predicted model, not a curated record